CACUGAGGUCACGUGACUUCCCCACCUUAUUUCUUCCGCCAUUGCAUUGUUUUGGUUCGUUUAUUGUUUAUUUUUCCUCCAAUUUAAUAUGUCCUAUAGUUACUCGUACCAUUUGCAAGUCUAAAAAUGCCAUCACAUCGGCGUGACAAUAAAGAGUCAUCCACAGUACGAGAAAGCAGCAGCAGCAGUUCUGAUGAUGAUGAUCCCAGGAAAAACCAUCUUCAAUCAAGUGCGUUAAAAAUACGACUUUCUUUCAACCCCAGUUACAGGGCUGGGAUGUCUAGAUUAGAGCCUUCACCAGGAAGAGAUUCAUAUCCACCAAUUAACUUUUGCUCCCGUCUCAGUGAAGAUAGCCACCAGACAGCACAGAUGUCAUCUUCAAGACCAUCUGCAGCUCAUACUUUUCCUGUACCAACUCCUAACACCGCCUGGAGCCGACGACACUCAAAUCCCACAGAAACUGCAUCACCGCCUCCACGCGAUCGUUCAUUUCAAUGUCGGGAAUGUGGACGUGCCUUUUACGAUGGCAGUCGGUUGAGAACUCAUCUGCGUAUUCAUUCCGGAGAGCUCCCCUUCGAGUGCGGGUUUUGCUUCAAAUCCUUCAUAAGCAAGUACCGACUCGAUCGCCAUCAGCUUAUUCACUCAGGAACAAGAGCUUUUAGAUGUGAAGUAUGUGGACAGACUUUUGUAACCAAAGACAAAUUAAGUCGUCACCACGUAAUUCACACCGGAGAACGAUUAAGUUGUGACCAAUGCGAUAAGACUUUUUCUCGGAGAGACAAACUCUCUAGACAUCGAUUAACGGUUCACUUUCCUAAGGCUAGCUAAUUAUGAUUUAAUUGUCGUUUGAGUAUUUCAACUCAUCUAAAAGCCUUAUUAAAUUAUAUUUUUUUUCGUGAAUCAGUCAACUGUGGUACACAUUUCGGUGAAUGAAUCAGUGUCAAGUAACGCUCUCUUAUGUGUGAUAUAUUGGCCUGAAUGCUGUCCCAUCAAAAUCAUUCCCAUCUACUGGUUGACGAUGUCAAGAACAUUUAAAAUAAGUUUAACUGGCAUAAGCGUACUUCCCUGUGCAGCCUUAAAAAUAAGGCUCUGUAUUUAAUUGGAUAUAUCAGUGAAAUACAAAGACGAUAUUCUUAAAAAAAUGGUGCAAAACUAUGCGCUGUUUAAGUA
Messenger RNA from Daphnia pulex (common water flea), 1170 nucleotides. Its product is annotated as zinc finger protein 397-like. Gene Ontology annotation, cellular component: nucleus. The transcript has 3 exons. The record is from RefSeq and is a predicted model, not a curated record. Lineage: Eukaryota; Metazoa; Arthropoda; Branchiopoda; Diplostraca; Daphniidae. Bases 127 to 828 code for a protein of 233 amino acids.